Salvia splendens (bonfire salvia) is the source of this 1019-nucleotide messenger RNA. Its product is annotated as CRIB domain-containing protein RIC10. The coding region runs from base 237 to 665 and encodes 142 amino acids. The record is from RefSeq and is a predicted model, not a curated record. NCBI's taxonomy places the organism in Eukaryota, Viridiplantae, Streptophyta, Magnoliopsida, Lamiales, Lamiaceae. The transcript has 5 exons.
CCCAUGUCCAUCUCUCUGAAAGAUUUUCGUGGCUCUCCAGCUCUUAUUUUCUCUCUCUUUCGUAUACAGUUUUUCUCUCUCUCUACCCUCAAAACCCCACAAAAAACUUCAAGGUCUUGAGCAAUAAUCCACAUUUUCUUGUUUUUUACAUUUGAUGAUUCUUUAAUUAUUACUAGUACACAGCAGCUUGCCCAAUCCGGUUUCGUGUGCAUGCUCUAAAAGCAACAGCAACAGCAAUGAAAGGGCUCUACAAAGGAUUCAAAUACACAAUCUCUCAAUUCUUCGUUGUGAAGGAGCGUGAAUUAGAGAUUGGAUACCCAACUGAUGUUAAGCAUGUUGCACAUAUUGGCUGGGAUGGCUCAACUGGAACAGCACCAAGUUGGAUGAGUGAAUUCAAGACGGGGCCGGAUUUCGCAGCCACAUCGAUCGGGAACUCUGGCUCGGCACUCUCUCCAUGGUCCUCUCAAGAUUUUGGGGAGUCCAUGCGGCAACAAUCAGGGUCCGAGAUGUUUAGAGACAUGGCCUCCUCGGAAAAGAAGAAGGACAAACGGAAGAAGUCCAAGUCAACUUCCUCCCCAAACUCUAUUUCCGGUUCCUCCUCAAGGUCAGCAGCAAAGUCGAGCGCCAAAUUUGUCAGGGGACCAACAAAUAUCGAAGUUGCAUAAAAUCAUAGAUAGAGUGGCCAUGCUUAACUAUAUAGCCUUUUGAAAUUCCUUCGUUUGUACUUGGAAGAAAGUCCCCACGCAUAUGAAGAGACUUCACAAAGCGUAGAGGAAGCUGUAGGAAAAAACUCUCUUGUUUAGCCGGCUGAAUUGCAUAUAGUGAAGGGGCAGGAAUUGGUAGACGAACAAGGUAUGUAACGCGAAAAAAUACGAGAAACUUAUUUUGUUUCGGGUGAGGAGGGCAUUGUAAAGAGUAAGAUAGUUGAUGUUUUGUGGUGAUGCAGAUUGUGGGACUUGGAUGUAUAUUAGGUAACAAACCUGUGUCAUUAGUUAUCAAAGCCUUUUUAUUUAUCUGUA